AUGUCUUAUUUACACUGUAGUGAUGUUUUAGACAUUUACGUUGAACCCUAUAUUCAUUCGGGUUUUCGUUUACCAAAUCAACCAUAUUCCUAUUAUUACCGUAGUCUAUUCUCAUUACAUAAUGAGACUCUUUCAAUUUGGAUUCAUCUUGUGGGUACAUUUAUUAUCGUUUUGCAAACGUUUGAUCAUAUUUUAUCGACAUCUUCGCCAUUUGUUAUUUCUUAUAUUAUUUACAACUGUAUUGGAGCAUGUGUGAUGUUACUGUGUUCCGCUCAAGCACACUUAUUUCAUUCGCGAAAUUUAAAUGAUCAUUUAAGGUCAUUUUACAUCGACUAUCUUGGUAUUAAUUUUUAUGGAUUUAUUAGCGGAAUUGUUCAUUAUCGUUUUUCACGUGUCGACAGUUCUUAUGAAUUAUUUAACGAACCGUUCUAUUAUUUAUUUUUAUCAUGUUUAUCACUGUAUUCUCUAUCGAUAGCUUGUUUUUCUAGUGGUACAAUAUUCGUAUCAAAACUACCUGAACGCUUUCAUCCAGGCACAUUCGAUUUAAUCGGACAGUCUCAUCAUACAUUCCAUGGUUUCAUAUUUCUUAUGGGAUUUUUCCAGUCGGGUGCCACUUAUCGAGAUAUGUUACAGAUGAAAAAUCAAAUCACUACUCGACAUUUACUAAAAGAUAUAACUUAUGCCUGUGUUACAUUAACAUUAGAAAUAUUAAUUGUUUAUACGUGUUUAAAAUUAAGUUUUACACGUUUAGAAAAACAUUAUGAAAAAGAUUUGAAAAAACUUAAUAAACAUUUCAACAAAAAUAAUGAAAAUGCCAUCAAUGAUAAGGAUGAACAAAACUCUAUCAAAAAAAUUGAAUAA
Messenger RNA from Didymodactylos carnosus, 861 nucleotides. NCBI's taxonomy places the organism in Eukaryota, Metazoa, Rotifera, Eurotatoria, Philodinida, Philodinidae. The record is from the annotation of a GenBank genome assembly.